AUGCAUGAAAUUGUUACACUUCAGCUUGGCCAGCGGGCUAACUAUCUAGCAACACAUUUUUGGAAUCUGCAGGAAUCAUACUUUACAUAUAACGAAGGAGAACAGUCUGAAGUUGAUCAUGAUGUUCACUUUCGACCAGGUGUUGGAGCGGAUGGCUCUGAGACUUACACUCCACGCACAGUAAUCUAUGAUCUGAAGGGUGGAUUUGGAACAUUGCGCAGAUACAAUGCACUUUACGAGCUGAGUGAAGACUCCACGGCUGGUCAAGGAUUAUGGGAUGGAGCAGAGAUAGUCCAGAAACAAACUCCAAUUCAACAAAGCGAAUAUCAGAAAAGCUUGGAUUUGGGCACUCCAGCACCUCGCCUGACAUCAGAGUCCGUACGCUACUGGUCAGACUACAACAGAGUGUAUUAUCAUCCAAGGUCCAUUGUCCAGCUAAAUGAGUACGACUUAAACUCCCAGACCAUGCCCUUUGAGGACUGGAAUGUCGGGAAGAACCUCGACAAGGAGCAUGACCUUCUAGACCGUGACCUGAGACCUCUCCUUGAAGAAUGUGAUCACUUCCGGGCGCUGCAAUUGUUCUCCGGGUCAGAUGAUGCCUGGGGCGGAUUUGCUGCCCAGUAUAUGGAAAGACUAAGAGAUGAAUUCGGAAAGAAAAGUAUUUGGGUGUGGGCUAUUGAGGACGGCACCAAAACACAGCGGCAUCACCAGUUCAAGAAGGAUACGAACAAGGCCAGGUCGCUUUACGCGAUUGCCCCACUGGCAUCACUGUAUUCUCCAAUUAUCGAUGUGCCGCACAAGCUGCCCGGUUAUCUCAACGUUGAUCGCCAAUCAGAAUGGCAAAAAGCUGCCUUGCUAGCCUCAGCUAUUGAGACGGUCACACUGCCCUCCCGAUUGCGGCCAUAUCAGCAUUUCGAGGCUUCUCUCGCUGGAGAAGAUGGCACGCACACUAUCUUCGAAUUACAGUCUUCGAUCAAUAAAAUCAAAAUCAAUGGCGGUCAAACCAAGGAAGCCUCCAAUGAAGAUGGGCCGACGAAAGCCGAAGUUGAAUUUGACAUUGACUUCGCCUAUGACGGCGAGUAUAACAAGGGCGCUCAUAUCUUCAACCAAGUGCAGGUAACUCGUGGAGACGAACCAGAAAGGGACAGUGAGUCCACCGAGGACACGGACAUUGGGCACCUUCGCAAACUCAGAAGAUACAACGCAGAAUCAAUGCUGCAAAGUUUCCACACGCCACUCAGCAUGCCCAUCCUUGACAGUUUCCCGCAUGAUAUGUUCCCCACCCCCGAGGUAGGUACUGGAGUAAACGUGUUUACCGCAUUGACCGCCUCGACACGAACGGCUCAGAGGAUCAAGGCUAUCUCGGCGACUGCCGCUCGCCUGAUGUCGGUCGAUGAGCGCGAGGCCUUGGUAAACGGACUCGGGGGAGAUUCGAGAGUACUACGAGACAGGGUGGAGUAG
Penicillium mononematosum is the source of this 1461-nucleotide messenger RNA. Its product is annotated as misato family protein. Bases 1 to 1461 code for a protein of 486 amino acids. The transcript has 6 exons. Gene Ontology annotation, cellular component: cytoplasm. NCBI's taxonomy places the organism in Eukaryota, Fungi, Ascomycota, Eurotiomycetes, Eurotiales, Aspergillaceae. The record is from RefSeq and is a predicted model, not a curated record. Gene Ontology annotation, biological process: mitochondrion distribution.